This is a messenger RNA of Hipposideros armiger (great roundleaf bat), 2810 nucleotides long. It is a transcript of the gene DRD2, whose product is annotated as dopamine receptor D2. Gene Ontology annotation, biological process: phospholipase C-activating dopamine receptor signaling pathway; adenylate cyclase-inhibiting dopamine receptor signaling pathway; negative regulation of synaptic transmission, glutamatergic. Gene Ontology annotation, cellular component: plasma membrane; glutamatergic synapse; presynaptic membrane. The record is from RefSeq and is a predicted model, not a curated record. Gene Ontology annotation, molecular function: G protein-coupled receptor activity; dopamine neurotransmitter receptor activity, coupled via Gi/Go. The transcript is spliced from 8 exons. Lineage: Eukaryota; Metazoa; Chordata; Mammalia; Chiroptera; Hipposideridae. The coding region runs from base 453 to 1784 and encodes 443 amino acids.
CCGACCGCCCCGGAGGGAGAAGAGGGGUUGUUUGUAGCAACUUUGCAUUUGUGCGACCUGAGACUUCAGUUUCUUCAGGGCAGAAGCCCCUUAAGAACGGGGAGAGGCUGGUUUGGGCUUUCCUCUCCUACUUUCUAACGUGACGCUGUCCCUGAUUCUGAAUUUCCGUUCCCCUUCGCCAUCUCUCGGGUUGAGAUCCGGUCGAGGAGGGAGGCUGGGGUUUCAGACCCAUCAGGACUUGAUCAUGGGGACAGUGGUGGGGGCAAUAGCGGAGGGCGACUGCCGGUCUCUAGAAUGGACCAGGAGCUCCGGUAGGGAAGUGAGCGGAGUCAAGAGGCAGCUCUAGAAGCGCCAGACAGCGCGCGUCCCCAUCCCUGUCUGCAGUGGGCAGCCUGUGACCGGUUCCUCUUGAAGAGCAGAGAGCCUGGCCACCCAGUGGCCCCACUGCUCCAAUGGAUCCACUGAACGUGACCUGGUAUGAUGACGGUCUGGAGAGCCGGAACUGGAGCCGGCCCUUCAACGGGUCCGAAGGCAAGGCCGACAAGCCCUCCUACAACUACUACGCCAUGCUGCUCACCCUGCUCAUCUUCAUCAUCGUCUUUGGCAACGUGCUGGUGUGCAUGGCUGUGUCCCGUGAGAAGGCGCUGCAGACCACCACCAACUACCUGAUCGUCAGCCUCGCCGUGGCCGACCUCCUCGUAGCCACGCUCGUCAUGCCCUGGGUGCUCUACCUGGAGGUUGUGGGUGAGUGGAAAUUCAGCAGGAUUCACUGUGACAUCUUUGUCACUCUGGACGUCAUGAUGUGCACAGCAAGCAUCCUGAACCUGUGUGCCAUCAGCAUCGACAGGUACACGGCUGUGGCCAUGCCCAUGCUCUACAACACACGCUACAGCUCUAAGCGCCGAGUCACUGUCAUGAUCGCCAUCGUCUGGGUCCUGUCCUUCACUAUCUCCUGCCCACUGCUCUUCGGACUCAAUAACCCAGAACAGAGCGAGUGCAUCAUUGCCAAUCCCGCCUUCGUGGUCUACUCCUCCGUAGUCUCCUUCUAUGCGCCCUUCAUUGUCACACUGCUCGUCUAUAUCAAGAUCUACAUGGUCCUCCGGAGGCGCCGAAAGCGGGUCAACACCAAGCGCAGCAGCCGGGCUUUCAGGGCCAACCUGAAGGCCCCACUCAAGGGCAGCUGCACUCACCCCGAGGACAUGAAACUCUGCACCGUUAUCAUGAAGUCUAAUGGCAGUUUCCCAGUGAACAGGCGGAGAGUGGAGGCUGCCCGCCGAGCUCAGGAGCUAGAGAUGGAGAUGCUCUCCAGCACCAGCCCACCUGAGAGGACCCGGUACAGCCCCAUCCCGCCCAGCCACCACCAGCUGACCCUCCCCGACCCAUCCCACCACGGCCUCCACAGCACUCCUGACAGCCCCGCCAAACCAGAGAAGAAUGGGCAUUCCAAAGACCACCCGAAGAUUGCCAAGAUCUUUGAGAUCCAGUCCAUGCCCAACGGCAAAACUCGGACCUCACUCAAGACCCUGAGCCGCAGGAAGCUGUCUCAGCAGAAGGAGAAGAAAGCCACCCAGAUGCUCGCCAUCGUUCUCGGCGUGUUCAUCAUCUGCUGGCUGCCUUUCUUCAUCACACACAUCCUGAACAUUCACUGUGACUGCAACAUCCCACCCGUCUUGUACAGCGCCUUCACGUGGCUGGGCUAUGUCAACAGCGCCGUGAACCCCAUCAUCUACACGACCUUCAACAUCGAGUUCCGCAAAGCCUUCAUGAAGAUCCUCCAUUGCUGACCCUGCUGCCCACCCUCACAGCACCCUGCUGCCCACCUCCUGCCCGGGCCAGCCCGGCCUCAGCGCCUGGGAGCCGUGGGCAGGAGGACGCUGGGGCGCGGACGGGGCUUGGCCUUCUCUUCCCCCGGAAGGCCCUGCAGUGUUAGCUUGGCACCAUGCCCUUUCCUGCCGCACACCCUCACUCUGCCAGGGUAGUGUAGAGAGCCAGGCAUGGUGCCAGCCAGGGGCAGCUCAGAGUUCCCCUCCCAGCUGCAGCGCCCCUUUCCUUGGCACCAAAGACGCAGCCUCCUUCUCUGACCUUUUUCUGGGGCUCUGGGGUGGCUAAGGCCAGAGUCUGGGCUCAGAGUCUGUGCCCUCCGUUGGGCUCAGCCUGGCCUCCAUGGGUUUUGCUGGAUCGGGCAGUGUGGGGGAUGGAGUUUACAGCCCACAUGGUCCACACCAGGAAAGCCAGAUCUCUUGCCAAGGGCCCAGGUAACUUCAGUCUGGGGAGAUCCAUGUAAAUACCAGACCACACGAUGAACCCCAGAGAAGCCCAAGCCAAAAAUCUCUACUCCCUCUCCCACCCGACAGGGGCCUCUGUUUCCCAGAGCAGUGGGUCCUACCCCGCCUCGCUAGCUCCACACCCCCUGAGGAGAGGAACCCCACCCCUAAGCCUCCUGAUGGACUCAGGUGCACCCCUUCUCUUAGCAAAUGUUAGGCCAGCCUGGGGGCAGCUGGGGAAGGUGGCUUAUGACUAUGUCUGGGGCCUGGGUUGGGGUAUCUGAGGUUCUUUGGGGGACUGCCUCCUGCCACACUCUGCCACAAAACCACUUUCCUUUUCUCUUCCUUUCGCCUCUUCUCUUUCCCCUUCCCCUUCCUUUUCCACUGCCUCCGCCUUAGAGGAGCCUGUAGUUAAGAGGCAGCUGAAUACCAUUUGGCCGGCCUGGCCCUGCCCUGAGGGAGUAGGGGAAGCUGCAGCUUGGGGAGCCCCCCGGGUCCCAGACUCUGUAACAUCACUACACAUGCUCCAAACUAAUAAAACUUUGA